AACAACGGUAGAGAAAGGUAACGAAGGCGACGAAGAGUAGUAGAGUUGGUGCGUGUGUCAAGAAGGGUUUCGGAUAUUCGGACGUGUUCCUGGUCGACAGGGCUGAAGAUGGACACCGUGUUUGCGCCCAGGGUUCGCUGCUACCUCAAGAACCUUCUCGAACACUCGAUGCAAAACCUGACAACACCGCACCCUAUCCGACUAGUCAGCGCUAGUCACGGGGGUCCGAAGGACGAAACCAAGCAGCUGUGCGACAGGUUCAAGAUAUCCCUGCCCUACGCUGGACAAACUGUGACAUGGGAAGUUAUAUUUCAAGCACACAAGCCAGAACUUCCGCCAGAUUUUAUCUUCGACGAUACGUCGUUCGUGCCAAACAUAGAGGAAGUGCCCAGUCUCUGCGAGUGGGACUCGGAGGACGACCAAGCACUGACGAACGUAAUCCAGGAGCUGUUGGAGCAGUACCGCAAACACCAGGCGUCAAUGCUGGAUGAUUCACCAAGGCUGCAGUUCGAGUACUCCUCCCUCGUCCACCAGUCCGACAUCCCCGAGUCAAACAUCCAGGUGCACCUCAACAAGAAGAAUCCUGGCAGUCCAGUCAGGUUCUGGAUCAGACUGCCGAUCGACUUCUCCAAACUGCCGCCCGUGUUUGCAAAGGAGAACCUCUCCGAGGACAUGGCCGUCCUGCAAGUGACCUUCCAAAGUCCGGAGGGAAGCCGCAUCCUGCCGCAGCUGUUUCUAUCUCCGCGAGUUGAGGCACUAGGGGGAUCACUGGCUGUUAAGCUACCAAGCUUCAACAAGGACAGCUGCCUCAUGGAUUACGUGCCACAGGUCAAGGAGCUUCUCGAAAAGAAGGUUGAACAAGUGUCAACGUCGUUUGCCAAGCGCAAGGAGUACGUGGCCGCUUUCCUCAACCUCUUUGGCAGGAACCUUUUGGAGUUUGAUGCCGAGGGAUUCGCGAGUUUGUCAUUCCUCUUCGAACACGACGACUUCUUUUUCAUCCUAAUCAUUGCCAUCCCACGGACGUUCCCACAAGACAAGCCAUCUCUGACGUUCCAGUCGGCGUACCACACCAGCUGUGGAUGGCCCUACAGCAUCACCUGCACUGACUACCCGUACAGCCCAAGGUGGGAGGCGUCCGAAAUGGCAGGACCGAGCAAGGUGCAGACCUUUGUGAUGGACUAUGUACCGAGUUUUCAAACCAGCUCUCUGAAGAACCGCUGA
Messenger RNA from Rhipicephalus microplus (southern cattle tick), 1221 nucleotides. RefSeq names its product BRISC and BRCA1-A complex member 2-like. Gene Ontology annotation, biological process: double-strand break repair. Gene Ontology annotation, cellular component: BRCA1-A complex; BRISC complex. NCBI's taxonomy places the organism in Eukaryota, Metazoa, Arthropoda, Arachnida, Ixodida, Ixodidae. The record is from RefSeq and is a predicted model, not a curated record.